CUUUGUUAUAUUAAAAAAAAAAAAAAGGAUUCGUCUUCCUCUCCACACCCUUUCUGCCACCUCAUCUCUCCCACCAUCUUCUCCGUUCCGUUCCGUUCUCAAAUCUCUCCUCCAAAAGAUCCUCGAUUCGUAUCCAACAGUUUCGAGUUUUCUCUGAUUCUGAUCCGAUCGGAUUUUUUUGAAUUUUCUCAUUUAAUAUUAGAUAAAAAAAAACUCGCUGAGAUUUGACCGGGGAUUAAUGGAGUCGGUGUCUCCGGUAUCGAAUCAGUUGCUUCAGCCGACGACGAGCUCCAGCUCCGAUCGCUCUCGCCGGAAACGGAAGAAGAAAUCGCCGCCGUCGGUACCUUCGUCUCCGUCUCCAUCGGCGUCGUUGCAGAAAUGGAGAUCGGAGAAGCAGCAGCAGAUCUACUCGACGAAGCUGGUUCGUGCUCUAAGGGAGCUUCGAAUCAGUCAACCAUCAUCAUCGUCGUCUUCGAUUCCCGGAGGAGGUCGAGCCGUUCGCGAGGUCGCAGAUAGAGCCCUGGCGGUUGCGGCAAGAGGCAAAACACUGUGGAGCCGAGCGAUACUAUCCAAAGCCGUGAAACUCAAAUUCAGGAAACAGAAACGGCAGAGAAUCUCGAAUCCGGCGACGUCACCGGCAAUCACCGGAAGUAUCCGGUCAAAGAAACAGAGAGCGACGGUUAUGAGGCUCAAGGCUAAAGGUUUGCCAGCUGUACAGAGGAAGGUGAAAACGCUGAGCCGGUUAGUUCCCGGUUGCCGUAAACAAACUUUACCGGUUGUUUUAGAAGAAACCACUGAUUAUAUAGCUGCGAUGGAGAUGCAGAUUCGCACCAUGACUGCGAUUCUCUCCGCCGUCAGCUCUCAGCCGCCGCCGCCGCCGCCGCCAGGUCAUGAAGGGGGACAAACACACAUGCUUGGUUAGUUGGCCAAACUGUCCUUUCUUAUUUUUUUAUCAAUUUGAAAAAGAAAAAAAAAAGUGUUUCUCAUUAUUCUUCACUGUAUUGUCUGCUGUUUACUAUUCAACCUCUCAUAUCGUCAUUUUAACAUUCCAUGUAUAUCCUUUUUCUUGAAUCUCUCUGUUACUAAACAAUAGUGCGACGACAAAAAAUAAAAUAAAAGAAUAGGACAGUGAUUGAGCUCU
Molecule: messenger RNA, 1141 nt
Organism: Eutrema salsugineum
Lineage: Eukaryota; Viridiplantae; Streptophyta; Magnoliopsida; Brassicales; Brassicaceae
Product: transcription factor bHLH147
Exons: 2
Coding region: 239-922 (227 amino acids)
Biological process (GO): regulation of DNA-templated transcription
Molecular function (GO): protein dimerization activity
Source: RefSeq, a predicted model, not a curated record